AUAGCCAUGUCAUGACAUGAGGGAUUUUUUGUGAGAUCUUCUUCCCUUAUAAAAAGUCCACAACCUAGCAUCACCAUAGAUUACUCAGACUAUCUCACACACACUCUUUAAUUUCUCUCUUCAUCUCUUUUGCUUCUAUUUUUCAGAUAUGGAAGAUUCAGAGGAAGAGGAGCUUCUGAAUCUGAGCCUCUCAGUUCCUGCUGAUAGAGAGAGAAAGAGGAAAGGAAAAACAACAAGGGAAAGUGGUGUUUGUGUGAGUGUUACAAGAAACACCUACGAAGGCUGUGAAGGGAAAAUCUUCAGGCUUCUCCAAAUGAGAGAGCAAAUGCUGAGACAAGAUCAAAGGAGAAAAGAUGAGAAUAAUGGUCUUCCCUUAAUCCACUUGCUUCUCACAACAGCUACUUCAGUUGAUGAAACCAACUUGGAUGCCUCUUUGGAGAAUCUCACAGAUUUGUACCAAACAGUUUCCCUAACAGGUGACUCAGUUCAAAGAGUGGUGGCCUAUUUUGCAGAUGGCUUAGUUGCAAAGCUCCUCACAAAAAAAUCUCCAUUCUAUGACAUGGUGAUGGAGGAGCCAACAAGUGAUGAAGAGUUCUUAGCCUUCACAGAUCUCUACAGAGUCUCACCUUACUACCAGUUUGCUCACUUCACAGCAAACCAAGCCAUCUUAGAAGCCUUUGAGAAAGAAGAACAGAAAAACAACAAAUCCCUUCAUGUCAUUGACUUUGAUGUCUCCUAUGGCUUCCAAUGGCCUUCACUCAUCCAAUCCCUCUCAGAAAAAGCCACAAGCAACAACAGAAUCUCACUCAGGAUCACAGGGUUUGGAAAAAACAUGAAGGAGCUUCAAGAAACUGAAUCAAGACUAGUUAGCUUCUCAAAAGGGUUUCACAACCUUGUUUUCGAGUUCCAAGGCUUGUUGAGAGGGUCAAGGGUGAUUAACUUGAGGAAGAAAAAGAAUGAAACUGUGGCGGUUAACUUGGUUUCUUAUCUAAACACUUUGAGCUGUUUCAUGAAGGUUUCUGACACAUUGGGAUUUGUUCAUUCCCUUAACCCUUCCAUUGUUGUGCUUGUGGAGCAAGAAGGUGGGAGGUGUUCUAGAACAUUCUUGUCAAGGUUCACUGAUUCUCUUCACUACUUUGCAGCCAUGUUUGAUUCUUUGGAUGAUUGUCUUCCAUUGGAGAGUGCUGAGAGGUUGAGGAUUGAGAAGAAGCUUCUUGGGAAAGAGAUCAAGAGCAUGCUCAACUAUGAUGUUGAUGGUGUUGGGGAUUGUCCAAAAUAUGAGAGGAUGGAGACAUGGAAGUUGAGAAUGGAGAAUCAUGGGUUUGGUGGAAUGAAAAUAAGCUCAAAGUCUAUGAUUCAAGCCAAAUUGCUUUUGAAGAUGAGGACUAAUUAUUGUCCACUACAGUUUGAGGAAGAUGGAGGUGGUGGUGGGGGUUUCAGGGUUUCUGAAAGAGAUGAAGGAAGGGCUAUCUCAUUAGGGUGGCAAAAUAGGUUUCUACUUACAGUAUCAGCAUGGCAACCACUCUGAUAGAGUGUGUCUUCUAACCCUUUUUCAUCAUUUUGGUAAUAAUCUGCUCUCAAAAUGAUGAAUGAUUACCUAAUAUUUUGAUCUGUUUUCUUUUGCUAGCUAGCUAUGAUAUUUUAUUUAUGAUGUCUUGGAAGCUUUCCUUAGAUGGUAGCUAUUAUUGUUCAAGUAAGGAUUCAGGUAUAUAAAUAUAUGAAGCAUAUAUAUCAUAUAUU
Messenger RNA from Lotus japonicus, 1740 nucleotides. Its product is annotated as GRAS family protein RAM1-like. Gene Ontology annotation, molecular function: DNA-binding transcription factor activity; sequence-specific DNA binding. NCBI's taxonomy places the organism in Eukaryota, Viridiplantae, Streptophyta, Magnoliopsida, Fabales, Fabaceae. Gene Ontology annotation, cellular component: nucleus. The transcript has a single exon. The record is from RefSeq and is a predicted model, not a curated record. Bases 149 to 1528 code for a protein of 459 amino acids. Gene Ontology annotation, biological process: regulation of DNA-templated transcription.